Messenger RNA from Xenia sp. Carnegie-2017, 839 nucleotides. RefSeq lists its product as uncharacterized. The transcript is spliced from 7 exons. Bases 1 to 801 code for a protein of 266 amino acids. Lineage: Eukaryota; Metazoa; Cnidaria; Anthozoa; Malacalcyonacea; Xeniidae. The record is from RefSeq and is a predicted model, not a curated record.
AUGAAGGAAAUAUCUGUCCUGCUUGUACCAAAAUUGAGCUAUGCAGUUUAUGUUCUCCAAAAAUUAGAGAAAGAUAAUGCUGAUAAUCCUGCACUCAAAAUAAACAUAUUGUAUGAUGUUGCAUGCAUGUUGGUGAAACACUUACAGGUUAAAUUUAGUCCCCGUCGUAAAGAAGGAUUUGGCCUAACUGACGGUGAGAUGUUGGAGAGAUUGUGGGCUUACAUUCGCAAAUUUAGCAGAAUGACUAAAGAAAUGCGUCCAAGUCACAGAGUUGAUGUACUCAGUUAUGCUCUUUUACAUUAUGGAAAGAAAACGAAGAUUAAUUUAGGCAAUUUGCUGAUGGCAAGGAUGAAGCGAGCUGUUGACGUGAAAGAAACUGCAAAAUUAGAUUUUGAAAAGUUAUGCAGGUGCUUUCCGUCUCACAGGAUUUCAAUAGAUGAUAUUCAUGAGUGGAUGAAGGACGAAUCGACUUUUUUUGGUCGUGAAAUUGAGACUGAAGAAGAAGAUUGGAAAUGCAAGUACGUUAUAUACCUGGUCUUGUACGCUGAUCUUUACCAUCGAUGGAAUGGUUGCACUGAUCCAAGUGAACUGACUGUUCGAUUUAAUCAGAUGAAAAAAAUUGACGAGCAGUUGAAGAUCAUGGAAAGGGAAAACUCAAUUUCUGCAAGCUGGCAAAAUACUGACUCAGAGUACGAAAAUGCAAAACGCGAGGUUGCGUCUAGGAAAGAAAAACGUGUUUUGUCUCGAAUGAGGAAAAAUGUUGCUGAAAGAUGGUUUCUCCUAAAUCUUAAGUCUAAAUAAUGUGGUAACUAUACGUAUCUCAUAAAUGUUCCAUACAA